GACUCUCUUUCAGCGACGGCGAGCCAUGCGACGAAGACUGAAUGGGCGAGAUGUCGAGCAGGAAGGUUUGCUGUCCAAACAUAUCGAGUAGAUGCUUCGAUGAAGGUAAUCACGUACAGCUCUUCUUUAGGUCCUGCUUCAGGUAAGUUAAGAAUAUCGCUGUAGACCUUCUGCAUCAGUUUGUAACGAGUGGAGCCAGGAAAAUGACUCGAAAACGGGUCGUGGGUAAGAUUGGUGACCGGACACGUGGUGCAGACCGUUGGGCGAGACUGCGGUUUCAUCUCCGUGCCGUCAGAUAAAAGUCGGCGUUAGUAUAAAAUGAAGAAAUGAUGAAAGGAGAAAGAGCUGGAGACAUGUCAAUCUCCCCUUCGACGAAACGGUUUGAUGGCAGAUGGUCCUGCGACAGCUACUGGAAGACUCGGCUGCUCGGCGACUUCUUCUUUCACGGCUUCCUCGACGACUUCGGGUUCAUCAGCUGCAAGUCCACUGAUUUCUCCCCAAAGUGGAGCUGGAGUUCCUUGGAAGGCUGCACGGGUGUUAUAGAAGGUUCGCCAAGCAUUGGCGCCUUCAUCGGCGGUAUUAAACUCCCAAGUAUCCAGUGCGGGACCGAGACCAAGGACGCGUUCAGAAUCACCAGAGGUGCCCUGUGCUGUGAACUGAAGAACUGAUACUCCAUGUUGAGUAGCAGCGCGACCGAGGAGUUGAGCUGUGGAGAGAAGAUUGAAACCAAGGCUGGCGACGAUAGGAACAUUGGUAACGUAUGCAAAGACCGGAGGACGAUGCUGUGAUGGCGGUGUACUCUGCGGCAUCUGCUGCGUCUGGGACGUCGACUGCUGCAUUUGCUGAUGUGGCUUCGGUAACUGCUGCGAACGAUGAUAUGGUUGCGAAGUGCUGCGACGGUUUUGACAACGACUGCGACAAGUUUGGUCAAGAUCUUGCUGUUCCGCUUGAAGAUACGACGAAAUUUCGGUUUCUGAGAGGUUCGGAUUCAUGCGCAAGAAGGCGCGCGUCUGUCGCCACUCGGGACCAAGUCCAGCAAGAAGGACCAUGAGAUACAUCUCACGAGGGAAGUAUCCUCCACUCUUCUCCAGUUGAUCUUGUAGUGUGCGAACACGAUUGACGUAAUCCAUGACAUUCUCGUUUGUCAUCAUCUGCACACUUGUCAGCUGCGAAAGAAUCUUACUUGCUGUUAUUGUGUCUUUUGCCAUGUACACCCCCUUUAAGUGGUUCCAUGCAGUUUCAGCUGGCGUGAAGCUUGAAUGAAAAGAUCGAACGCCAAGCUGCUCCUUUGGCGACAGGUUCCGAACUAGAACCGUAUACGCCCCGAGAGAGGCGUGCAGGAAACUCUGUUGCUCCAGUUGUGUUCCCAUGACAGGAUACGUAAACUCGCCGGUGAAGAACGGCCAUAGCCCAGCGAACUGCGCCAGAAGCUCAAACUCGAAGCUCCAGGAGUAAAAUUCAACUCCGUUA
Molecule: messenger RNA, 1470 nt
Organism: Closterium sp. NIES-67
Lineage: Eukaryota; Viridiplantae; Streptophyta; Zygnematophyceae; Desmidiales; Closteriaceae
Source: the annotation of a GenBank genome assembly